UCAUUUACAUUGCAGCAGCUCAACCUGCCAUCAGCACUGAGAAUGAGGAGGAUGAGCUUCAGGAGGGAUCAUCUCUACAUCCCUCUGUGUGUGAUGGUGCCAAGCUUGUGAAUGAAGUCAUUAAACAAGAGCGGAUUUCGAAUGGGCUCAUCGGAUGCACUUGAUGUUUCCUCCAGUUGAGUCCUUCAUCUAUGUAGAAGAGAGCUGUCAGGAUGAGAUAGAACCCGUAGUGAAAAACACAUCUGUCCUCUGCACUGCACUGGAGGAAACGGCAGCGGCUAUAAAUAACUUGGAGGCUCUACAGGUUGCUGUGUGGGAUGCUGAGAGGCUGCAGGUUGGGCGGGCCUGGAUGCUCACACGGAUUUUCGUCCCUCUUCCAUUGAUCAGUGCUGUGAGGAAGGCGGAUCCUCUGACGUCGUCGCCAAGCUGCUCGGCUGCGUCAGAGUCCAGCCGAGCGAAGGAAGAAGGAGAGACGGAAUAAAAAAACCGAAACGGACGGAGGGUGUGAAAAGGCCGAGGAGAGCGGACCGAGGCUGCCACGGAGACUGACCUGCGGCCUGCACAGCCGGGCAGACAUGGAGGGCUCCACGGAGGAAGAAUACAAAGAGAAAUUAUUAUGGAGCGUCAAACGAGAGGUAAAGCAGAUUAUGGAGGAAGCAGUGACUAAGAAAUUUGUCCACGAAGACAGCAGCCACAUCAUUGCUCUAUGUACUGCUAUCGAGGCCUGUCUGGGUCACCUGCUCAAGAGACGGGCAGCUGGUUUUCUCCGCAGUGACAAGAUUGCUGCCCUCUUCACCAAAGUCGGCAAAGUCUACGACACCGCUGGCGAGGUUUGCCGUAAAGUGCAAGAACAGCUCCAGCAGCAUGCUGAUCUCACCAGGAGAACUCAGAGCGUGGGACAUGAGCCUCUGAGGAGACAGGGCUCGUCCACCACCAGCCGCCCCCCUCAACCCCUCUCUGCUCAGGCCAUCAAACACAUCUGGGUCCGAACAGCUGUCUUUGAGAAAGUUCUGGACAAGAUAGUGCAGUACAUUGUGGACAACUCCAGUAAAUACUACGAGAGAGAAGCUCUAAUGCAUGACUCAGUCUUCGGGCCCAUCUUGGCAGCCCUGCUGGUGGGGCCCUGUGCUCUGGAGUACACCAAGCUGAAGACAUCGGAUCAUUUAUGGACCGACCCCUCAGCCAAUGAGCUAGUCCAGCGCCACCGCAUCCAUGGGGCCCACCGGAGUCAGGACACCACGGCAAGCCGUCGACCUGCACUUGGAAUCCGCAAGAGGCAGUCCAGUGGCAGUAUGUCAGAGGACAAGUUUGCUGCAUCAGCGAGAGAGUAUGUUGAGUCUCUUCACCAAAACUCCAGAACACACCUUCUCUACGGCAAAAACAACGUCCUGGUGCAACCGUAUCCUGCCCAAGGCAACUUCGGAAUGCAGACUGGAGGAGCCGGGAAUCAAACCAUUGACCUUCUGAAGAAGGAGAUGGAGGUGUUGCGGGGCUACUUGUCGCUCCACCAGGCUGGGGAUAACCUCACUCUGAAGUGGACCCCCAACCAGCUCAUCAAUGGCACAUUGGGAGACUGUGACCUGGAGAAAAGUAUCUACUGGGACUACGCACUGACUGUUCCUCUGCGCCAGAUUGUCUGUAUCCACUGCCAUCAGCGCUCGGAUUAUGGUGGUACACUAGUUCUGGUAAGUCAGGAUGGGAUCCAGAGGCCGCCUCUUCACUUCCCCCCUGGUGGUCACCUCCUGGCUUUCCUCUCUUGCCUGGAAACAGGCCUCUUACCGCGUGGUCAGCUGGAGCCCCCCCUCUGGUCCAAGAAAGGCAAGGGAAAAGUGUUCCCAAAACUGAGGAAGAGGAGCAGUGCUGCCCGACUCAUUGACCAGGACAGGAAUGGUGAGGAGCAGACAGCUGCUGACUAUGUGUUUCGCAUUGUCUACCCAGGAUACCACUACGACGCCACAGUCACUAUAAAUUACCACCACACCACGGGCAGCCGCGCUCCGUCGCUGGACGAUGACGAGGAAGAAGAAGAUAGGCUCCAUGCUAUGAUCUCAAUGAUCUGCUCGCGGAACCUCACAGACCCUAAUGUCAUGAAAGACCAUGGGGAAAUGAUGGAGAUGCAGGGUUUUGGCGGAAGCCCAUCGUCAUGGCAACAGGCCGAAGUAAUCGCUCAUGAGUCCCUGUGCCAGUCCUGCUUCACAGCUGGUAGCAAUGUGUCAUUCGACUACCCGGCUGGCUGUACCUGCAUACACGAACCAUCAGACAUUCACACUAUUCCUCUAAAGAUGCUCUGCCAGAACAUGAAGAGGCAGAUAGUCUCCAGAGCCUUUUAUGGAUGGCUGGCCUACUGUCGACACCUGUCCACUGUGCGGACUCAUCUGUCAGCUCUGGUCAACCACAACAUUGUUCCUCCAGACAGACCAUGUGAGGCGUCCGGGGGCCUCAGCAAAGAGGUGUGGAGCAAGUACCAGAAAGACUGCAAGAACUAUAAGGAACUGGAGCUGCUGAGGCUGGUUUACUAUGGUGGAGUGCAACAUGACAUCAGGAAGGAGGUCUGGCCUUUCCUGCUGGGACACUACAAAUUCGGCAUGGGCAAAAAGGACAUGGGACAGAUUGAUGCAAAGAUCAGUGGGCGUUACCAGCAGGUGAUGCGGGAGUGGAAGGCUUGUGAGGUGAUUGUGAAGCAGAGGGAGAAGGAGAUGCAGUCGGCCAUCUUUGCCAAGCUCUCCUCAGGCAGCAGCAUUGACAGUCAUGUCCUACGACUGGUUCACAGAGACUCCACACUCAGCAAUGAGGUGUUCAUGUCAGUGGAUGAGCCAGACGCAGGCAGCCAGGAGACCCCCAGUGGAGAGGACAGUACUCCCACCAUGACCACCUUGAUCCCUCCUGCCGCCCUCCCCCCAGAGGAGCGUCCUCUAGUGGAGUUUGACUCCCCAGACUCGGGUCUCCCCUCCUCCAGAAACUACUCAGUGACCUCUGCUCAUUCCCAGAUCCUGUCAAGCAUAGACGACGGUCAGAGCACAGAGGAGGAAGGGGGGGGUGGGGAUGAGGGCAGGACUCCAGGUGGGCUGGGGGGGCGUGAGGAUUCUCUGACCGAGGACAGGCUGUGUUGCCAAUUGGACAAACUGGUGACCAAUGGAGCAUCUGCUGAGGGGAUAUCACCAUCACUGUCGUCAUAUACAAUCGAGCUUUUGGACAUAGUCGCCCUGAACCUCCACAGGAUAGACAAAGAUGUACAACGCUGCGACCGAAACUACUAUUACUUCACUACAGCCAACCUGGAGAAACUACGCAACAUCAUGUGCAGUUAUGUAUGGGAACAUUUGGAGAUGGGCUACGUUCAGGGUAUGUGUGACCUGCUCGCUCCACUCAUGGUCAUCCUUGAUGAUGAGAGCCUGGCGUACAGCUGUUUCACUCAGCUAAUGAAGAGGAUGAGUCAGAACUUCCCUAAUGGUGGAGCCAUGGACACACAUUUUGCCAACAUGAGGUCACUGAUCCAGAUCCUGGACUCUGAGCUGUUUGAACUGUUUCACCAAAAUGGAGAUUACACUCACUUCUACUUUUGUUACCGCUGGUUCCUGCUGGACUUCAAGAGAGAGCUCCUGUACGAGAAUGUGUUUGCAGUGUGGGAGGUGAUCUGGGUGGCUCCCAGAAUUUCCUCGCAACACUUCGUCCUCUUCCUGGCCUUGGCACUGGUCACAGUUUACCGUGAGAUCAUCAUGGACAACAACAUGGACUUCACUGACAUUAUCAAGUUCUUCAAUGAGAUGGCUGAGCGUCAUGAUGUCCAACACAUCUUGAAGAUAGCACGUGAGCUGGUCCACAAAGUUCAGUCUCUGAUGGACAACAAGUGAUCGAAGAGCAAGAGGAGGAGGAGAAAUGGGAUAAUGCAGAGGGAGAAAAUGUUUUCUCCGCCAGAGUGAUUUCCAGAGCUCCGUUGAUCCAGAGAAGGUGAAGAGGGUUCAGGUCUCCUCCCUGUCCAAUGGAAGGUCCUGGGAGUGGGGCCGCGGUGCUGCUGAAACAGACUGGCUCUGGAGCUUGGCCUGGAUCUGUUUACAUUUACCUUCACAUGGAAUGCUCAUGGUGUCCGUUCAGACAUGUGGAUUGGUCUGCAUGCUUGUAAGUUUGAUCACACUGUAAGCACAUUCUUGAGUCUCCCCAGUCUUGCAGUUUGUGUGCGUGCAUGAAAACACACAUACACACAAAUACAAACACACACAUGCACAUUCAAUAUUAGUCAUCAGAGUUCUAGAGUUUCACCCUUUUCCUCAACUCUGAAACAGAACAUAUUGGAUAGAGGCUGACGCAUCGUCAGUGUUUGUUGGAUGUGUUCCUCCAGCAGAGGCCAGUAAUGUUCAGGAUUUACACAGAGGAGCAGAGGACUAAGCCACGAAGAAGUUUUCAUUAGUGACCAAAUGGACUGUGCCAACUACCUUUUCAUGAGUGUUUUCUACAACUAGCAUGUGUGUUUUUACCCCAACCCAAUCCCUGUUUUUCCUUUUGUCAAGGACUUUAUUAUCACACAAAUGUUGCCUUUAUCAGUAACAGUCCAAGGUACUUGUUGCACUUUUUGUGAGGGUUUCCUUCCUGGCACCUGUGAAGGCCUCACCACAGUCAGUGGAGGCUGGAGGGGCCACAACAGGCCAAAUUGUUGAGAAACUCAGGAUGAUUUGCAGCCGACUUUUCUGAGCAUGUCAGUCAGUGGUCAGAGCAUGUUUAAUCCUCGUUCCAAGAUGGAAAACCAAACUAACAGCAGAGCACAUCAGUUAGGACAAGAGCACACAGGCCGUCCUCGUUCACACAAAAUAUCCUCUUUUUUACCUCAUGAUUUUAAUUACGGCUCUAACAACCAUUGAGGUCGGGCCCUUAGGAAUAUCUCUACAAUUUGUGACAUUGAAUUUGGGAAUUUAGAUGCUUUGAUUAAACACGCAUAUUAUACAUUUGGUUUUAUUCAUGCAUUUCAGAAGUAGUUUUAGCCAAAAUUCUGAUUAAAUUAAGGGAUUAACCAUUCCCAAUCACACAUGCAUCACAUCACACGUGUGGUAGUGUGGGGAGGGCUUUUAAACAAGAUUUAGACCAUACACAUACAACACAAUGUAAAGGAUUAAUGAAUAAAUACUACAUGAAAUUCUGUGAUUGGUUUUUAUUCUCAGCAAUACUUUAAAUUGUCAGUGUUGCUUAGUGACUGGCCAAGAGUUUCUUAGAUGUGUUAAACUGAACUGAGCUCAGUAACUAAAAUCAGCCUCUGUUUUACUGCUUAAGGUUUCAGAAGACAUGGUGACUGAAGGAUAUUUGAAAAGAAAAAGUGUCCAAUGAAUUAAGUCUCAUAGGUCUGAGACUGGUGAGGAGAAGGAGACGAAGAGGCUAUAAGAAGAUAACAAACUUGAAUUGAUCAUAUACCCAUGUCUACAGGGAGAGUUAAGAAUUAGGCUGACAUUAUUCUAUAUUUUAUUAUUGUCAACAGAUCCCAUGAAAACACAAAGUCCCUGUCCUGUCUGUUUUACUGAAGACACAAAUCUUUAAAACUGCUUUCAGAUAUAGAGACUCUUAAAACAAGCAGACACUUUGACCCUACUUUACAAUAGAUAGUGCAUUUGUUGGGGACUGUUUUCAGUGGCAGAUUAAUACACAUCGGUGUGGCAGUUGACCAUGCCACGGGGCUCUCCCACACACAGCAGCCAGACACAAACCAUUCAGGUUUCAGCAUUCUUUUAUUGCCAUUUAACACACGUCAGCAAACAUAAAUUAAACUUAACUUAAAGGGGUUAGUCUAAGUCUAAGAUUUGCAGUUCAGUGUCUCUGUCCGUGUGUCUCGGUCCUCUGUGCCUGUCUCUCAGUGUCCCGUGUGUCUGAGUCCCUCGUGAGGCAGCCCAGUCGCUGCCUGUUAAGCGUGAGGAUCAAUGUGCUGAUUGAUCCUCUGUGGUGAAGGGGCCCUCCCAGCCCCCUCACCUCCACAGUCUGGUGUUAUACUGAGUAGUUACAGCAGCAGGAUGAGGGUUCAAGGUUUUCACCGGAUUCAAAAUCUGUAUAUCCCCAUUAAGUCUGGGAAUUCAUGUCAUGAAGGGAGUUUGAUUUGAGAAAUGGACUGUGGUUAACUAAUCAUAUUAUGACAUUUAUUAUAUUUAUAAUUUUCGGGUAUUAUACUAUUUCAUACAUUUUACAUAAUGUGGUUAUAAUGGAUCAGCUCUUCACAAAGUUGGAAAAGCACAAAGUCAUGUGUCAGAUUCAUAGUUGACCUGAGGUUAUUAGUGAUUCAGUGGCAGGGGAGGAAUAUCCAUGUCUUCUGUCAUGUCAGCAUGUUGUUGGAGAGUUGUGAGGUAUGAGUGCCACGCUCUUGGACAUUUAGUUGUUACAUGAGCACAAUCUUGUACUACAGUUAUAAACUACAACAUGUCACCCAGUGUUUUUAACAGAGCUCUAUGUGUUCAUAAGUCACAUAUAUCAGGCUUUACCUGUCACUAAGUCACAUUCAAUGUUGGUUAGGGUCUUUUCAUGGGGUUGCAUUAAGCAUAAGAAAUAUCUUGAAGUGUUUUCCUUUGGAAUUGGAGUCAAACAUGCACAUUGAUCUGAAGACAGCAUGAAAGCUGCUGAGCAGUGCUAUCAGGAAAAGUGGUUGCAGUCAUCCAUGUUGAACCAAAUUUUUCUACUGCCUCGAGUCCAGCCUCAGAAAAGAAGACAAGCUCAGAAUAGGCUGGUCUAAAUAACCGACCCCUGGUCACAGGUCUGAAAAGUACCUGAGACAAAAGCUGCUUUUGAUGCCAAACUUUGUUGAGUGUUCAUUGAAUCAGUAUUAGGUUGGGAUUGGCUUCACAGUAAUAGCAAAGAAUACAUUAAUAAUUACAUCUAAAGGAAAUCUGGGACAAUUUUGAUACCGUUUCCAAUCCUCUAAUCAGUGUGACCCUUUAUCUCCACCCGCCUCACCUCCUUCAAAUGUCCAAUAUGGCUGCAUAUGAUUGGUCAUCCAGCACGGACCUGCACCUGUGAUUCAAGGGCCAAGAGUCUUCCCCAAUCCUGAAGUGCACUGUAGUCAUCUGUCUCUCUGAUUCGCUAGUUUGAUCCCAGGAAUGGGCGGUGGUGUGGAUGUGCCUUGCUACGGCCUCUUCCCCUCCCCCAUCCUGCCUCCACAGCGACAGAGUGGGGGCCUUAAGGGAAGCCUGGGCCCACAGCAGAGCCUUUUCUUCCAAUCAGGACAUUGUCUACCAAAGCCUUGAAACUAGACCCCACUGAUACUGGAUUUUUUGGGGGCGGAUUAUGAUAGCGUGUUUUGGGGAGUAAAAAAGGUUGGUAAGUUCUUUAUUCAUUUGAUAGGUUUUGCGAUGUGCUUCUUUUGUCUUAGUUCACCUGCCCAGAGACUACUAAUGAACAUUUGCAAACUACCAACAUGUGGCACAAAUUUGUCUGAGAUCAAUCUUUUUCUGCAUUGUAUUCUGUAUAAACAUAUGAUAUAGGUCUACAUGGGCAGAGAAAAUCGACUGACUAAUGUAUCGGUCGGACUUUACUUGAAACAGCCCCCUCUGUGGCAUGACAACAAUGUGCAAUUUCAUACAGCAUCUGACUGUUUACUAUGUGUGUAAAAUAUUUUUGAAAAUGGUGAUCUUGGAUUCUGUAAUUUCUGUCAUUUGAGAAAAUCCAUCAAACUCUAUAUUCCUGUAAAUAUGAAUCAAGAACCCAAUAUUUCUAUGAAGACAGUCAGAACAUAUAACUUAUUUUAAGAUCUAUUUUUUAUGUUGGUUUUAGCGGCACUAUAGUCGAAGGUGUAAACUGUGCACAGCUGCAGAUUGUGUGCAGACUAUGUACACGUUGACUGUUAAGUGUUCUUUCUCAAUGUUGUGCACUGACUUCAAGAUUUCAAAUUUCUAUUUAUUUAGAGAGCCAGUGAUUGCAUUGCUGAAUAUGUACUAGUAAGGAUGUAUCAUUUGCCUUGAAUGUACUGUAUUAUUAAAUAAGGGGUUGUUCA
Molecule: messenger RNA, 7954 nt
Organism: Hippoglossus stenolepis (Pacific halibut)
Lineage: Eukaryota; Metazoa; Chordata; Actinopteri; Pleuronectiformes; Pleuronectidae
Gene: sgsm2
Product: small G protein signaling modulator 2
Exons: 25
Coding region: 576-3851 (1091 amino acids)
Molecular function (GO): GTPase activator activity
Source: RefSeq, a predicted model, not a curated record